Molecule: messenger RNA, 2124 nt
Organism: Suillus subaureus
Lineage: Eukaryota; Fungi; Basidiomycota; Agaricomycetes; Boletales; Suillaceae
Exons: 5
Coding region: 1-2124 (707 amino acids)
Biological process (GO): regulation of DNA-templated transcription
Cellular component (GO): nucleus
Molecular function (GO): transcription cis-regulatory region binding; zinc ion binding; DNA-binding transcription factor activity, RNA polymerase II-specific
Source: RefSeq, a predicted model, not a curated record
AUGGGUGCUUCUGAUCCAGGAGAGCCGACGGCAGUCUCUGCAGGCAGCAAAAGAGCUCAUAGUCCCAGGACUGCUCCUGCAAAGCGCGCCAAAGCAGCCCAGGCCUGUUUAUCAUGCAGGAAGCACAAAACUCGUUGCGAAAUGCUUGAUGGAGAUAACUCCGGCUCUCAAUGCCACCGUUGUAAAGUCCUCUCCCUCCCUUGCUCAUUCGAAGAAAACGGCGCUCCGGCGAGUGAUCGCGCUGGGCCCUCCUCCCGUCCUCUGCACACACCAGAUAUCCGUUCCAUGCGGGAACGCGAGGACCGGCGUCCUUCCCUUACUGUUCCCCAAAAAUCCCAUGAUAUACCAAUGGACAACUCUCGCGCUCAUGCAGGUUCCAGUUAUUCAAGGAAUUGGGACUCUAGCUCAAACACCCUACCACCCUUUCCAAGAUCUCAGCCCCAAGAGGAGGAGGUCGACCUUCUAGACCCUAAUCGGUUAUUGCCAGAGCGCCACAAGCCGUGGGGAUUUUUAAAACUUCCUGGAGGGUUUGAUGGCACCAUGGUGCCUAUGCUGGCUAUGCAGGCGCUUACCCGUGCAGGUUCGGUUGAUGACUCCUCACGGAAUAAAGUGGACCAGUCAUUACUCCAUAUUCUUGGGAGGGAGCAGGUAGAUUAUCUUACCGACAUUUUCGAGGAACGUUACGCUCCCUGGCUUAAUUUGCAGCCUUCUCAGCAACCAGAAGGACCACUUCUAAAACUCGCACAGUGCUGUGUUGCAUCACGACAUCUCGGAUCAUCAACGCGCUCGGCAGUCUCUCCUCAGCUAUAUCGCCUGGCAGACGAAUCUAUCUUCAAACAGGCCUAUCACCCUUUGCCAUCUACGGAUGCAAUACAUGCAAUGCUCGUACUUUCAUUAUGGCAACCCAUAGAGGAUCCAACAACAACAGAGUCACGCGAUGGUCGGCUAAUUGCUUCGACCGCCGUCAGUAUGGCCAUGAACCUUCGCCUAAGCGAGGCCAUGGUAUAUUCUAAAACUCUCCGGAAGCAGAAAAAACCGAACGAGCUUCCUAGCGCGGAGCUAAUGGAAGCCAUUGACAAAGCACGCCUCUGGUUCGCAUUGAAUAAUGUCGAGUCAAUGCUUUGUGUAGGUACCGGGCGCAACCCAAUAUCGGACUGUGAUAGUCUUAUACAUGACGCCAUCGAUACAACAUCGAUGGCAACGAUUGGGGCUGGUCGUGACAUGCGACUCACUUUGAUCUCCCAAAUGUUCGCUGCUACACAAUACGGGCUCUCCAUACGCCUCCGUUCCGCAGAAGAAAUUGGGGUCUUCUACAAAGAAGUGCUCGACUUCCUGAUGCGCAUGGACGUGAUCGAGCGCCUCAUUUAUCCCCUCCCAGUCCUAGCAGAGCACGAGGUCUUCUUCUUCACGAUGUUGCAGGUAUACUAUCAGUCCUGCAGGCUGCUGGUCCUGGUACAUGCCCUGAUAGAAACAAAGACCGUGAUUUCCAAGUGCGACCAGCAAAACCCAUGGUUCCUCGUUGCAGAGCAUAACGGAAUCAACCUCGGACGAAGUUGGGGCCACCAAGCGCUUGUGCUGUCUGAAGGCAUCCUCAUCACUGCGCUAUCACGACCUGAACUCGUGCUCCUCAGUGCUGCGCCUGAUAAUUUCUUCUCGAUGCUCACCCUCGCGACAUUUUUCGUCAUCCUCAGUAAAUGGUCCGUAAUGGAAAACGCCUGCGAGCAGUUGCCUGGAUCAAGUGACAGUAUUCUUGCGCGGACGAUCGAUCGCAUGCAACAGGUGAGCGCGGCUCCGGAUCAUGUUCCCGCGAAGUGCGCUCGAGUUAUCGAGGCUGGCGUGUUGAGUUUCCGGAAGCGUUCAUCGGAGAAGUCGGAGGCAGAUUCCCAGCUCAGCCGGCCGUUACUUGAGCAUUUCGAUACGGCUGCACGCAACUUCCGAGAGCGCGUGUCAGCACCUGCUGCGCACUCUGGGUACCCCACAGAGCAGCAGUACCCGCAUACACAGCAGUCAUUCCCGUCGUUCCCAAUCAACGAUCCGAAUUACUUCAUGAAUUCGGACAUUAUCCUUGACAACGAUUUUUGGUCGUCUUUUAUGUCGAACUUGAGCGAUGGGAAGGGUAGAUAG